This is a messenger RNA of Arachis ipaensis, 1314 nucleotides long. Its product is annotated as TMV resistance protein N-like. Gene Ontology annotation, biological process: defense response; signal transduction. Lineage: Eukaryota; Viridiplantae; Streptophyta; Magnoliopsida; Fabales; Fabaceae. The record is from RefSeq and is a predicted model, not a curated record.
AUGGCCAAUGAUGGAGCGGCCGGGUCAUCAUCCUCGUCGACGCCGUGGAGGUGGGCAUCGUCAUCCUUGUCAGAAGAAGGAAUGUAUGAUGUUUUUCUGAACUUUAGAGGCGAAGACACAAGGUUUGCAUUCACAGAUUAUCUCCACUAUGCACUCUCCGAAAUCGGAAAGCUCAAAGUAUUCAGGGAUGAUCCGGGUCUGGAACUAGGUGACGAAAUUAAAUAUACUCUGAUGGAAGCCAUUAAAAGAUCCAGGAUUCAAAUUGUUGUGAUGAGUGAAAACUAUGUAUCUUCCGGAUGGUGCCUCCUGGAACUAGAGCAGAUGCUCAAGUACUCCGAUGAUGGAAACAAACGGUCCAUAAUCCCAGUAUUUUAUCGCGUGAAGCCUGCAGAAGUGAAUCGUCAGAGUAGCGACAAAUCCAAGGAAGCCAUGAAGAAACACCAAGAGAGAUACGGCAAACACAAGGCGGAGGCCUGGAAGUAUGAAACUCAGGUCAUUGGUGAGAUUGCUGAACAAGUCUUUGCAAAACAUCGAAAGAUCAAGCAACUAUUGGAUAAAUUUGAUUCUGAAUUUGAAGCGGUCGAACCACUUUUGAACCUUGAAUCUUGUGAUACUGUUCGUAUGGUGGGAAUUUAUGAAGAUCCUAAAAUAGGCAAAAGUUACAUAACAACAUUUGCAUUUGAGCUAUACUAUAAGAUCAAAUACAAGUUCAGAGCGGCAAGUUUUCUUGUUGAUGUUAGUAAACAGUUAAGGAAAAACACCGCUAAUGGCUUGGAAAAUCUCCACAAGGAGCUUCUUUCUGAUAUGGGUGUGGAAACCAUGCAGGAGUUGCAACAUAAGAGAGUGCUUCUGGUUCUGGAAGGGGUUAACAGUGACAAGCAUUUGGAGUUUCUAGUGGGAAUGGGAAUAGGUGAUUGGUUUGGUCUUGGUAGUAGGAUCAUCAUAACAACAGAAAACAAAGAUCUCUUUCAGAAUUAUCCUGUGAUGGAUGGUGUUGAGCUUAAGAUACAUUGCUUUCGCGAAGGUGAAUUCAGUGGCAGUAAUAGGAAUGUGAAGGAAAGGAAUGUUGUGAAAGAUUUCAUCGAUUUAAUUAAUCAACUGAGAGAAGAAAAUUCAAUGAGGAACAAUGUUGUUUCAAUUGUCAGUGAGAUAUUCACUUCCCGUGCAUUGGCAACUGUUUCCAAAGAUUAUAGAGAAAAAGAUGUUUUCUCAAGCCUUCAUCGUUCUUUGAUGCCAUCCACAGCUAUACCUGAAAAUGAAGAGGCUUUACAGGGGAAUGUGAGAAGGGCACUUCUAGUAUGGCCACACAUAUAG